Zerene cesonia (dogface butterfly) is the source of this 1597-nucleotide messenger RNA. It is a transcript of the gene Vta1, whose product is annotated as vacuolar protein sorting-associated protein VTA1 homolog. The coding region runs from base 241 to 1209 and encodes 322 amino acids. Lineage: Eukaryota; Metazoa; Arthropoda; Insecta; Lepidoptera; Pieridae. The transcript has 4 exons. The record is from RefSeq and is a predicted model, not a curated record. Gene Ontology annotation, cellular component: multivesicular body. Gene Ontology annotation, biological process: late endosome to vacuole transport via multivesicular body sorting pathway.
CUACUGUUACUGAUAAACGUCAAGCAAAUUUUAUAAAUACAAAUGAUGAAAUGAGUAAUUUAUUGUAAUAGCUUACAAAUUAAAGAUAUUUGCUUCAAAAAUUUAUUCAAAUUUAGAUUUAUCGUUUUUCUGGUAUAUUUCUUUAACAUAAAGGGACAUAGAAUCAAAAUAUUAAGCGUAAUUAAGUUUAUGUGUUGUGAACUUGUGAAUUAGUCAGUGCAAUAAUCAGAAAAUAUCAAAAUGUCUUUAAACAUUCCGGAUUGCCCAGCCAGCCUGAAGAGCAUUCAGUAUUACUUAAAAACUGCAUCGGAACAUGAUGCUAGAGAUCCAGUCAUCGCAUAUUGGUGUCGUUUGCAUGCAUUACAAGUUGGGCUUAAACUUACAACGAAGAAAACGCCAGAGGAAACAAAAGUGCUCAUGGCUAUAAUGGAUUGGUUAGAAGAAGCUAAAAAGACAAAUAAGGACAAUGAAGCUGUAUCUAAUGAAGUAGUGGCUCAAGCUCAUUUGGAGAACUAUGCACUUAAAUUGUUUUUGUUUGCUGAUAAACAAGACAGGGAACAGAAUUAUGGAAAGAAUGUAGUGAAAUCAUUCUUUUUGGCUGGUAUGAUAUAUGAUGUCCUUACAACCUUUGGUGAGUUAACUGAAGAGGCUGCCCAGAAUAGAAAAUAUGCUAAAUGGAGAGCUGCACAUAUUCACAGCUCAUUAAAGAACGGAGAAAUGCCUGAGCCACCAACUCCAUUACCGGAUGAGGGAGAACAGAACGACACCGGAUCGUUAGCUGAAGGCGGGGAAGGAUCAGCGCCAGCCCCCGCUCCCACCCCGGCUCCGACCAGCUUUCCGCAAGAAUUCGGUUUUAGUGAGAAUCCCUCUCAGCCCACAAUUCCAACCAGCUUCAGCAACUCCCUGCCCGAUCCGAACGCUGCGUUACGCGCGGCGUCACAACUUCCGCCAGUGCCGUACACUCCGGACCCUAACCCUGGAGGUUUCAUACCUUACGACCCAUCACAACAACCCCAGCCGACGCCCCCAAGUACCCUGUAUGGUGAUAACUCAAUCCUCGUCGCUCAACUCAGCCCAGAGCAGAUAGCUAAAGCUCAGAAGUAUUGCAAAUGGGCCAGCAGCGCCCUCAACUAUGAAGAUAUUAAAACUGCAAUUACCAAUUUGAGAAACGCACUGGAACUUCUACAGACUGGGCGUGAUCCGGCUUAAAAUAAUACGCUAUAUUCUUUAAAAAUUCAUGUCAUCUGCGUUUUUCUAAUAACAUUCACGCUACAAAUGUUGCUAUAUAAAUUGAUAAAGAGGUAAAUAAUAUUUUAUUACAGGUGCUACUAAAAGAACGAAAACAAAUGAUAAUAGGCAAAAUAAUUUCACAGAAUUCAGAUACACUGAAAGAUAAUAUGCAUAAUAUAUUUGAUUUAAGCAUUAAAUUCCUAUUAUUUUUUUAAUUCAAUUACCUAUAAACUUUUCGUAGUUAUUGAAUUUUAGAUUUGGAACACUAUUAAGAACAUACGAUUCGUUUUGCACUUCAUUAAUAAUUCAUACUCUAUUUAUAAAUUUGUAUCAUGAUGUAAAUGAUAUAAUAUACUUAUAUUCUGUU